UUGAAAUAUUCAAGUGGAACCAUGCGAAUUGAUCAAAAACAGAACGUGACAUAAGUUAAUAUAUUCUAAAAUUAACCAAAAAAAAUGUUCAGAGUGAUCGCAGUUCAAUUUUUGACCGAUUAAAUCGCAACUCAAAAACAAUCUGUGCAAUAAAUAAGUAUUCACAAAUAAUUUCAAGCCGUAAAAUAGUUACCUGAAAAAAAUAUAUUUCAAAAACCAAGAGCGAAUAAUUUCGCAUCUACCAUCAAUUGAAAACGGGAAAGCAACUGAGCAAAAUGGACGAAGAAAGAAAAACCGGCGAUAUAUAUUUGAGGCAAGUUCAAAAUCCACGUGAAAUUAUGGACUUUUUUGAGCGAAACGUCAUCGGCGCAACUGCCCUGACUUACGGUCCCUUCGGCCCGCGACAAAUGACGUACGCGGAUUUCACAGCGUCAGGCCGAUCACUUCGCUGCAUUGAAGACUAUAUCAAGUUUCGAGUGCUUCCUUGGUACGGGAACACGCACACUGAGUCAUCCUACUGCGGACUUCAGACGACAAUACUUCGCGAGGAAGCACGAGAUGCAAUCCGAAUGUCCUGCAACGCGCCAAAAGACGAAUACGCUGUCAUUUUCACCGGAAGUGGGUGCACAGCAGCCAUGCACAAAAUGAUAAACGUCCUUGACAUCAACGAAAACAAUCCGGCCAUUUUGUUCAUUGGACCUUUUGAACAUCACAGCAACGUUCUGCCGUGGCGUGAGAACAAACACGUCGAGCUGAUCACAAUCAAUUUCAACAAGUUCGGCGAAUUUGACACAGAUCAAUUGGAAACUAAUUUGAAGAAAUACAAAUCAGAUCCGAGAAGGAAAAUUGGGUCUUUUGCCAAAUCAAGCAACAUCACCGGGGUCCUGACGGAUUGCCACCUGGUUAGCACUUUGAUGCACCAAUACGGUGGAAUUGUCAUGUGGGACUACGCGACUGGAGGGCCUCAUCUGAAAAUCGAUGUCAAGGGGGAAAAGCUGGGAUACAAAGACGCUGCAUUCGUUUCCGUUCACAAAUUCCUGGGAGGCCCCCAGACACCAGGGCUUCUGAUCGCUCGCAGGGAGCUGUUCGAAAACAAGGUUCCACACAACUGCGGCGGUGGUUCUGUUCUCUAUGUGUCCAGGACUAAACAAAGAUACCUGGACAGCAUUGAAGCCAGAGAAGAGAGCGGGACGCCUCCAGUCGUACAGUGCAUACGAGCGGGACUGGUAUUCAAAGUAAAAGAGUCGAUUGGAUCUAUAGUUGUUGAAGACCGCGAGACAUUCCUCACAUACAAAGCUAUGGAGAUAUUCAAAACUUUUCCAGGAUUUCAUCUUUUGGGAAGCUAUUUCCUAGAGCGAGUGCCAGUAUUCUCUUUCAUGAUCUUCCACGAACAAUCGGGUCUCUACUUGCACCACAACUUUGUAAACCAAAUUUUCAACGACCUUUUCGGCCUACAGGUUCGCAGUGGAUGCGCAUGUGCCGGGCCAUACGCUAUUGACUUGCUGGGAAUGGACAAAGAAAUGGAAGAAAGAUUCCUGAAAGCGUUUGACAAAGACAUUUCCAAAGUGGACUCUAUCAAACCCGGAUUUUGUCGGUUUAGUUUAGCCUUCUACAGCUCAGACCACGAAAGCGACUUCAUUCUUAAUGUCGUGGAGUUUGUUUGCAAAUUUGGAAUUUAUUUGCUGCCAUUCUACCACUUGGACAUAAAGAGUGGAGUCUGGAGUCAUGUCCAGUCAAAGAAACAUACACAAAGGUUCCGUCACUUGGACGAAUUCAGUUGCACAGACAAUUUACGUGAUAAAUUAGAACACACUUCCCUGAUCUCGAAACAAUUCAGCCAUUUGAAGAUCAAAACAUACAACAGGUACCUCCGAGAGGCACAGCAGCUUGUGGACAAAAUACUGAGCGGAGACGAGAAGCUACCGACGAGGAGUAAGAAUGUGCAAGUGGGAGGCGGAUAUGAUGAACCCAUUUCGUGGUUCAUGACCCAAAAAGAAGCUCUCAAAUGGGUGACCAGUCCAACACUGGCUAAAAUGCAAAGCAACGGCCUCUAUCCAAUUUUCAGGGUCGCCACGUUUCCAGACCCCACAGCAGAGAGGAGGGAGAGAAGAUAUAGCAUCAAACACCACAAUGUGGAGGGAAAACAUACUCUCGCUCUCCCUAUAAUUAACAUCCAAACUAUCGAGGAAGAUGAACACGAUUCAUCAAUGGCUGAUAAUAGCUCUAUGGACAAGUUUCCCCAUUCUCCUGCUUCAAAUGAGCACUCAACGUCAAAAUACAGCUCCUCAAAAUCGAACGGCGUCGAUAGCCAAAAAGCCAUCAUGAAUACUGAAUCUAGGCGCCAGGGACGAGAUCUCUCAAAGCAGAACAUGGCAAUUGAAGCACCGAAAGAUGGCAACACGGUCAUCAAUAUCAACAUAUCAACGCUGACUUCGGAGAGUGUCGAUCAAAUUUUCAGAAGCAGAUACGGUGGAUCAAAGCCUAGAACCGGAAUUCCAUUCUCGAGGCACUUUCUGAGCGACCCAAAAUCAAUUUCAGUGGCCAAACCAAGAAAAUAUCGGGAAAAUAUAGAUUAGAUUCACUAGCAGCUUCACAAAUCUCUUAUCAAUUACUCAAAAUACACAUUCGUACACCUCAAAAUGACAUUGUAUGGAACAUCCUACACCGUGCCAAUAAUUGUAACAACAAGGGUUCUUUUAUCGCAUGCCUCUCCCGCAAAAAGAUAUCCAACUUUUUGGUCUAAUCAUAUACCUCAAUCUAUAAUUUUUGCAUUUAUCGGUACAACAAACAAAUGAUUUAUUUUCGUACAGCUGACUGCUGUCAGUAGUUAAUUUGAAGCUAUUCUUAGAAAUAAUGUAAGAUUAGAACUCUUUCCUUCUUUAGACUGUAA
Symsagittifera roscoffensis is the source of this 2890-nucleotide messenger RNA. Its product is annotated as probable cysteine desulfurase 1. The transcript has a single exon. The coding region runs from base 276 to 2576 and encodes 766 amino acids. Lineage: Eukaryota; Metazoa; Xenacoelomorpha; Acoela; Convolutidae. The record is from RefSeq and is a predicted model, not a curated record.